Gekko japonicus is the source of this 1533-nucleotide messenger RNA. RefSeq names its product transmembrane protein 25 (gene TMEM25). Lineage: Eukaryota; Metazoa; Chordata; Lepidosauria; Squamata; Gekkonidae. The annotation marks the transcript as partial. Gene Ontology annotation, biological process: negative regulation of excitatory postsynaptic potential. The transcript is spliced from 6 exons. The record is from RefSeq and is a predicted model, not a curated record.
UCUCCGGAUGGCCAACGCCGGGCCUGGUGUCUUUGCCUUGCAGUUCAGCCCGAGGUCGUGCAGGUGGAGGCCCGCUCGGAAGAGGGCCGGCAGCCAGGCCUCCUCCUCGUGCUCUUCGUCUUGGUGCAGGCCAGCCCCCCGGCCAACAUCACCUGGGUGGACCAGGAGGGCCGCCUGAUGGUCAACACCUCCCACUUCCUCAUCGUGGACGCCAAGACCUACCCCUGGCUGGCCAACCACACCCUGGAAGUGCAGCUGCGCGGCUGGGCCCACAACUCCUCCUCCUCCCUGGGGGCCUCCGGCAAGGCCCCUGUCCUCAAUGCCUCCUCCGUGCUGCUGCCUGGCUUCCUGGGUGCCCGCAUCGACCUUCCCCUCCUGCCCCUGCUCAUCGGUGCCACGGGGGCCCUGGGGCUCCUCCUGGGCCUGGCUGCUCUCAUCAGCUACGUGGGAUACCAGAAAGGAAAGAAGGCAGCAGGACUCUCCCUGCCAGCCCAGUUGCCUCCCAGGCAGGACUCCAGCCCCCUGAAGCCGCAGGGCCCACGGCUGCCACGGGCAAACAGGUCUCUCCCUUCCAACCUCCAGCUGAAUGACUUCACACCGGAACCGCCAGCCAAGGUCGCAGCCCAAGGAGUGGAGGACGAGGAGGGGGCCCUUUCAGAGCCAGAGGACAGCCUGGCCUCGGCAAACAGAGGUCUCAGCCACUUCCCCAUGGUCGGGUACAUCUACAGAGCCUCAAGCGGCAGCAGCGAAGAGAUCUGGCUGUGAGGAGAGGGCUGCCAGCACAGACCGGGCAGAGGAGCCGCGCUGGCACUUUGAGGGCACUUCAUCUGCCUGGCAUCAAAGAGGAAAACCAGACAUGCCAGCUCCCAAGGCUGGUCCCCCCCAAAAGUUGUCUCCGCUAAACAGUACCCCCCCACACACACACACACACACCAGCUGCAGUGCAUUUCUGGGCCAAGGAACCAGCAAGACUCGUUUUUGUCCCUCAGGCGGCUGCUUUUCUUUGGUGCAGGGGUCACCCUUUCCCACACGGCUGCUCAACCUGCAUGUGUUUGUGGCUGUGAGAGUGGCGGAGUGACUGCACGGCCACGCGCACACGGGCCUCUGUUGUGGCCCCCACCUUAGGGAAGGGCCUGCCUGAGGAGGACAGGAAGGCUCCUAUGCAAAACAGAAUUCUUCCAGAGGACCUUUUUGCACAGGUCAGUGGGCUGCACUGUACAACAUGGUUCACAACCUUACUUGAAUGAGUGAUGAGGGACUGUGGCCCAUGCUGCUGUGUAGAGCUGACUGUAAGUGGGGUCCUGUUAUGUAAUUUUUGCACGGCUUAAUUUGUCACUUGAAUCUCUAUGCUGUGCUUCAGUCCUGUCUUUUCAGAUUUCUGGCUGGUUCUGCAUUGUUCAUGUCCCACUUGGUUGGUUGUACUGAUUCACUCCCAUUCGCAUGUGAGAAAGGCGGACUACAAAUGAGAAAUAAUUUUUUUUAAAGGCAUGAAAUGUGACUUUGUAGGUUCCGCACUCUACAAAUAAAUUCUGU